AUGAUUUCGUUACUUAUUUUUUGCUGCAUCUCCGCCAGUGUUUUCGCUGAUGACGAAAAUAUCAGAUCUUCCUACUUCAUAAAUGCGGAAAAUAGGCGCUUAGCAGCACAAAUGGCUAAGAGAGUUUAUUCCGAGAGUAUUUUGUCUUGCAGUCAAGCAUGUCUUAAAAAUCCCUGGUGUUUCUCUACAAAUUUUAAGUACGGGACAGGUGGCGAAGGAGUGUGUGAGUUGAUUAAGCAUGACUCAAACUCAGCUGACAAUAACAACAAGAUCAUUCAUCAUCAGCCAGGCAACACAUUUACAAUGAUUCUUAAGGUGAGUAAAUGCAGCAUUUCAUUCUCUAUUUUGGUUAAGGGGUAUUAUGUGAGACAAACGGGGGGUUUAAAACGUAUUUGGUAACAAAAAUUUACGAGGACCCUCAUAACGUAAAAGGGUUCUCGUAAAAUUCUGUUAUUCAAUACGAAAAUUUGGGGGGCAUACAGAGUGUAUUAUGGGGAAUUGGAAAAUAGUCAAUUGGCGCAAUACUGUGCAAGAAAUUCCUUAAAAAUUGAGCAUUUUUCAGUGGGCGUAUUUCACUAAAAGGAAAGGAAAACAGUUAGAUUUACAAGCCGUCAAUAAUUUGUUAUACAAUUGAAACACAAAUUAAAGCUUGUACAAAAGUUUGAUUUAACGUUUGGGUUAAUAAGAUUUCUACGAAAACCGUCAGGUUUCCCCCCGUUUCGGUGCUGUGCUUCUUCGUCUCAAGAGCUUGUUAAUUACCACACGAAAAUGUACUCAGGAUUCUCAUUUGUUCACGAAUAAUUGCAAUUAAAUUGUAACUCUGGCAAUGUUUUGUAGAAGAUGUACUUUUUGCAAAUCCGGUUAGUUACGAAAUAAAGAUACUGUUAUAUAGUGUAAAGGUAUAAUCAAGUUAAAACGAUCUCCCUAACCAUGAAUUGUAACAAUCGCUCGAGCGACUGGCUUUUACCGCGAUGAGUUUUGCCACAUCAAAGAUUGAAGUGACUCAGUCUCCCGAGUAGUUGUUUAUUAAUGGGAAAUGUGAUUAUUAUUAUUAUUAUUAUGCUGAAUGGCUGCAGCGUAAGACUACUAACGAUUGAAGUUGAAUUAAAUUGCGGGAACUUCUCAGCAUGUUAAGUCCCUGUUUGACGAUAGUAGACAAUUUCUUGGAAAACAAGAUUAAAAAUAUCUUCUCUGAAAAGGAUUCAAGGAAGCAAGUUUCUAAUUUUAAUAAAACGGGUCUUACUGAUAGGGUUGUCUGAUGACUGGUUGCCUAAAUGGAGGUUCGUGUGUGUUAGACAAGAUAAAGGAAACGUUUGCAUGCUCUUGUAAACCGCCAUGGAGUGGACAAAGAUGUGAAGUGAAACCAGGUGAGCCUUUACCUAGUUUUUGUGCAAAUUGAUUUCUGUUUAAUUAUUUUAUAAAAGACUGAGUAUUGAUGUACUUACUUUAAGCAUUUCAUGCUGAUUUCACUUCUAAUAUUUAUUCUCGACCUCCCGGGUCGACCCGUUGGAGGCGCUUCCUUAUAUGGCCUUUAAUACCGAAUGUGGUUGCCACAUCCCCCAGGCACAAAUACAUCAAAAUAUGUCUGCACAAUAAGCCAGGUGGUGUUGUUGCUCUACCUUAUGCUUCCCUUGGCCAAAGUUUCUCCUUAGCGUUCACAGAAAUGCUUGCUAAGAGGUCUGUUAUUUACAAACAGUUAUAUUUUUGUGGCUCAGAAUCGUGAAGUCAGUGUAACGCCUUCUCUUAGAUACGGGAUAUUUAUAUUCGUUCGUGUAGACUGAACGGAAGUAGAAACGUUAGUGUUGUGUGGAGGAACCUAACAGUUUUUGACGGUCAGCAUGGUUUAGGUCUUAAAAUCGAACUAAAGAUAAUCUUUAGUACGUGUUUGUUAAGUUCUUCAACAACCAUUCGGGGGAUAAACGGACCAGGCUGCAGGAUUUGUUGGUUGCUUCCCGCACCCCUGUAUUACGUAACCAGUAAAGGUAGCUUGCUACAGUCCUUUCGCCUCCUGUAUAAAGGAAAUCCGGAUUAUCGUCUGAAAUGUUAGUCGUCUCCUCCCCACGAGUUAUGGGGAGGAGACCACUGACAUUUCAGACGUUCCGGAUUACGGAACUGGGUAAUUUUCGGUUGUGGAUUCCGGAAUCCGGGAAUUUUAUGAUUGUGGAAUCCGGAAUUCAGAUCAAUCCGAAAGUUUAGCAAACAAGGAGUCCGGAGAUCAAGAGCUCAUAACGUGGAAUCCAGAAUCCAAGACUGUCUUGGAUCACUUUACAUAGGGCAAUUUCGUUAAUAUUCCUUGGUUUUUGUCGCAUAGGAUGUCCAGCUGGCUGGUCUACACAUGGUGACUCGUGUUAUUAUCUAAACAGUACAAUACAACGGAUCCAGGCGGACGCGCGCAAGGCAUGCCAGACAAUUGGUGGAGACCUCCCAAUAAUCAAAUCAGCGGCAGAAAACAAAUUCGUAUUUGAACUUAUGAGAAAUAGUGAUACAGUUACAGCAUUUGGUGCGUGGCUUGGCUUAGAGCGAGAUACGGUUAGCGGAACCAAGUUUCGUUGGAUUGAUGGUACUCCAUUGGAAAGGGAGUAUGAAAAUUGGUUUGACGGGCAACCUGACAAUCAUAAGGGUAAAGAGGAAUGCGUCAAUAUGUUUGUGGUCAACAAUACCAAGAAAGCAGGAAGGUGGAAUGACUACCCCUGUGGAUGCUACAAUGAUCUACCUAUAUAUUGCCCUGUUAUUCUUUGCCAGAGGCCUAUCUCAUGA
Messenger RNA from Porites evermanni, 2757 nucleotides. The record is from the annotation of a GenBank genome assembly. Lineage: Eukaryota; Metazoa; Cnidaria; Anthozoa; Scleractinia; Poritidae.